Messenger RNA from Microdochium trichocladiopsis, 1212 nucleotides. RefSeq lists its product as uncharacterized. Bases 1 to 1212 code for a protein of 403 amino acids. Gene Ontology annotation, molecular function: phosphatidate phosphatase activity. The record is from RefSeq and is a predicted model, not a curated record. The transcript has 2 exons. NCBI's taxonomy places the organism in Eukaryota, Fungi, Ascomycota, Sordariomycetes, Xylariales, Microdochiaceae. Gene Ontology annotation, cellular component: actin cortical patch.
AUGCAGGAGGAGACCCGCAGAGCGCGCAAGUUCGAGAAGACCGAGUCGGACCUCUCGUCCCUCGCCUUGCGACAGACCACCGCCCCCAGCUCCUCAAAGUUUAGUGCGGCAGGAAAGCUCCAAGAUGCCCUCUCCUACUUUGGGACCAAGAACCCGUUCCCUCGCACCAUUGACAGAGACGAUACAGUCUGGCUUCUUGACAACACCGCUUACCGCAACGCCAAAACUGGCAAGUGGGAGACCGAAUAUGUUGCGGCCAUGUUCUCGCAACACUCGUCCUGUGCUGUCAUCGAUGCCGUGAACCUCGUCGCACAGCAGAUCGAGCUACAGGAGAGUGAUGACGGAUACCCCACCUUGCAGGAGCGGCUCAUGCCUUUCAUCCAGGACAUCCGGCCGGGAACCACAGUUCGUGUUCUGCACGGUGGCCAGUCGCCACUGAUCAAGCUCGGACCUAGUGGGAGGAACGGCAUCAGCGCAGACAUCAAGCAGAUCCCCGACAGCACGAAUGGGCACAUCACCACAACGUUUGCCAAGGUGCCCAAAGGCGCCAAUGGCAUUCUGGAGUGCAGGACCUUUUAUGCGGAGCCCGAAGGUUGGGGCGUCAUCUCUGAUGUGGACGACACCAUCAAGGUCACCCAGACUAGCGAUCCGAUCGGCAUCCUGCGUAGCACCUUUGUCGACACUCCUCAAGUCUGCCCCGGCAUGCCGGAGCUCUAUCAGCGGAUACAGGGGAUUAUCAAGGAGACGUCGCCUUGGUUUUAUCUUUCUGCCUCACCCUAUAAUCUGUACCCGUUCCUUCGAGACUUCCGCCAGCACAACUUCCCGCACGGCACCAUCAUUCUUCGUGACUCUAGCUGGAUGAGCAUUCCUGGUUUACUGCAGACAUUGACCUUGGGCACGGAAGACUACAAGGUCGACCGCAUGGAGAAAAUCCACUCAUGGUUACCGAAGCGCAAGAUGAUCUGCAUUGGCGACUCCACACAAUCAGACCCGGAGGCUUACGGCGAAAUUUAUCGGAAAUAUCCUGGCUGGGUCAGGCUUAUACUCAUCCGCAAGGUUGAGGACAUUGCCGCUAUUGGCAUCGAGGGCAAGAACGAGCUGAAACGCUUCGAGGAUGCGUUCAAGGACGUGCCGCGGGAUGCAUGGCACGUCUUCCAUAGCCCGACAGAGUGUGAUGAGCUCAUUCAGCGUGUUGUUGCAAAGGAUCCCUGA